CACCCACAUGCGUUGGUCAUAGCCAGAACCUUCAAUCUCCUAGUAAAUACAACCAAACAGGGCUGCACCAUCACAGAAUGAACAAGCAAAUUUGUAGCUAAACACACAUAUAUGCCACCCUCAAUCUCACGCCACUCCUAGAAAACCAUAGCUAAUAACACCUUCAAACCUUCGGCCGGUUGGGGAAGAAGCUAGAAAUAGAGACUAAGAGGUAGUCGAUCAUCACCGGAGGGGGGAAAAGGCUUGCCGGAGUAAUUGUCGGACUGUUCCCUACGUCGGAAAAACAAAAGAGGAGGAACAACCGGAGCUCGCAGCUGCCGCCGACUGAGCUAUGUCUAACAGGCGAACCACCUGCUAUCGUUAAGUUGUAAAAUAGUGUUGGAGCUUUUUGGAAAGGAAAAAGGAGAAAAGUCAACAGGAAUGCUACCCAGGGAGAUCCACCCGACCGGGCAGAAAUCUUCACCCGGUCGGGUCUGAUUUGAAAUCAGAACCUCACAGGAAAGAGCUAGACCCGGUCGGGUCAAGUAAUUCACCCGGUCGGGUCAGAUGUGACCCGGGACAUUUUAACGUGCUAAAACACAAGAACGUGGAAGAUUAUCUGAUUUAGACAUGCACCCGGUCGGGUGGGCACUUGACCCGGUCGGGUACCCGGCCAAAGGUGUUGAAAAACACCUAUAAAUAGCCCCAUUUUCCUUCACAAAUAAUCAUCCCUUCUUCCAUACUCUUAAGCUCAGUUUAGAAUAGUAUUUCUUUUAUAUUUUUAUAGCAUGUUUAGUCUCCAAAUGAGGAGCUAAACUCUUCCAUCUUGGUUUUGCUACUUUGAAGCUUAAUGAAUUUGUAAGUUGUGAGUUAUUCUCUUUAAUCUUCUUCCUUGAAUAUUAAUUCUUCCUUUAAAUACUAUCUCUAUAUCAAUGUUGGGGAGUGUUACUAAGAUGACAAUUAGUUAACAUCUUGACAUUAGUUAUAGUAAUAGCUAUUUCUUACUCUAUGUUAAUAUUGGGGAGUGUUACUAAGAUGACAAUUAGUUAACAUCUUGAUAUUAACUAUAGUAGGAUUCAUCUUCUUUAAUAUUCUUCCUUGAGUAUUAAUUAAUUCCUAUUCAUAUUUCAUAUUAAUAUUUUGAACAUUACUUAAAGGAUCAACUAGUUUUGUUCCAUAUAUUAAUUAUUACUAGAAUCAAUCGGUUAAUACGCUUGUUAUUAAUUCGGUUCUUUCAAUGGUAGUAAACUUGGGUUGUUAAUGCAUGCUUCUCAUGGUUAAUAAGCCAAGGGGAAUUAAUUAUAUUGAUUAAACCAAUAAACCGCUUGUGUUGAGGUUGUCAAUCUCAAUCGUUUUCAUCUUAAGUUUAUUGCUACUAUCAAGUUAAUAUACGGCGCUUGUUCUAUAUUGACUCGAUAGUAAGUUUUAUUAAUGAACGCAUCUCGUUAUUAAUAGCUAACCUCGAUGAACUGGAUAUGCUCCUCGAUUGAGUAUUCGAGAGGAAGAUAGUUAAAGAUAUAACCGGGAUCGACGAACAUUUCAUUAAGUGGAUAAAAGCAAAGCCAAGUCUCCUUCUCAUUAAUUAAACCACAUAACUCGUUCAUCUUCGUGUUUAAUUUUAAUUAAAUCACUCAAACCUGAACCCCUUUUGUUACUAGUUAAUUAAAAAGAGAAAUAUUCCUUUCCCUGUGCAUACGAACCUUACUUCAUUAUACUACGUAUAAUUGUUGUAUUGAGUAUUAUUUUGAGUGCACAUCACGACAAAGUGCACGUCAAAUUUGGCGCCGUUGCCGGGGAAAGGCAAUAAUUUUUCUUUUUAUUUUAAAUUAAAAAAAAAUUAAAUAAAUAAAAUAUAAAGAGUUCUUACUUUUUCUAUUUCUGAGCUAACAUGAGUAUAUGGUAAAAACCCGUUCUAUAAACGAACUUACUUACCAAACAAACCCCAAAAUAGAACAAACCUUCGAGAGGUUGAAAAAUUUAUUUCCGCACACACCCUCGGAGGAACCCUCAAACGCCAGCUCUAGCUCUAGCGAAUCCGAAGAGUCAUUCCACAUGGCUCUCGAGACAAGGACCUUAAGGGAGAUCACCGCUCCCAACCUCAAUCAACAACCGUUAUGUAUUACCUUCCCUACACUCAAUGAGGGUAAUACAUUGGAGCUAAAAUCUGGGCUCAUUCAUCUAUUGCCAUCUUUCCAUGGCCUGAGCGGAGAAGACCCGAACAAACAUCUCUCGGAAUUCCAUAUUGUUUGCACGAGCAUGUGCCCAAAUGGAGUCACCGAGGAGCAAAUCAAAUUGAGGGCUUUUCCAUUCUCCCUUAAAGACACCGCAAAGGAUUGGCUAUUCUAUCUUCCUUCGGGGAGUAUAGAUACAUGGGCAACAAUGAAGAAAUGCUUCCUAAAAAGGUAUUAUCCCGCUUCUGUGUCAUCAUCUUUGAAAAAACAAAUAAGCAACAUUGAUAAAAAAGAUGAUGAGUCCUUAUAUGAAUAUUGGGAGCGAUUCAAAAAGUUGUGUGCUAGUUGCCCAUAUCAUGGGUACACUGAGCAAGACCUCAUCCUUUACUUUUAUGAUGGUCUUGCGGAUCAAGAUAGGCGCAUGGUUAAUGCGGCGAGUGGAGGGGGAAUUGUUAACAAAACCCCUUCUCAAGCAAGAAAUCUCAUCUCGGAGUUGGCCGAGAAUUCUAGAUACUACAAUGGGCGAUCCUCAACCCAAAGGGUUGCCGCGGCGGAAUCCAACACCUCGUUGGAAAGUCAAGUGGUCGGCUUGACUUCUUUGGUUAAAGAUUUUCUCUUAAAACCCAAAACCCAAGAAGUCAAGGUUUGCGGCAUAUGUUCAACACAAGGGCAUCCGACCAAUUCAUGUCCAUCAAUACAAGAGGAGAAUUUUGAGCAAGUCAACGCCUUGGGUUUCCAAGGACAUCAACAAAGGAGGUACGACCCAUUCACAAACUCUUACAACCACGGAUUGAGGGAUCAUCCAAACAUGAGGUACGGAAACCCCCAACAAUCCAACCCAUCUUCUCAACCACCUUUCAACAAUCAAGGCUCAAACUCUCAACCUAAUAUGUCAACUGAUGAAAUGAUACGAGCUUUGACUUCAAACAUGGUUACCAUGCAACAAAGCAUGAGUCAAUUUCAACAAACCAUGAUACAAUUCCAACAUGAGACAAAGUCAAGCAUUAAAAAUUUGGAAACUCAAGUUAGCCAAAUUUCAAAUGCCGUAAGCCGACUUGAAGCAAAGGACUCGGGUAAACUCCCAUCUCAAACGGAGCAAAACCCGAGACAACAUGUAAAUGCAAUCAUGUUGAGAAAUGAGACGACAUUGAAAGAAUUGGAGAAGAAAGACCAAUAUUUUGAGGAGGUUGACCCUGAAGAGGAAGCUCACUCGGAGGAUGGAAUCACAAAGGCAAAACUGCCUCCACAUUCAUCAUAUGAACUAGUGGCCCCAUUUCCCGAGGCAUUGAGGGAGACAAGGAAGCUUGACAAAGAUGCUGACAUCUGUGAAACUUUCUCCAAGUGUGAGGUAAACAAUCCACUCCUUAACUCAAUUAAAAAUAUUCCCCGUUUUGCUAAAUUUUUAAAAGAAUUAUGCAAAACAAAAACAAAAAAUAAAGUGAAUGGAAAACAAGAGGUUAAGGUGAGUGAACAUGUUUCGGCUCUUUUUCAAAAGAAACUUCCCGAAAAAUGUAGCGACCUGGGCAUGUUCACUAUUCCCUGCAAAAUAGGGGACACCAUAUUUUCUAAGGCGUUGUUGGAUUUAGGAGCAUCAAUAAAUGUCAUUCCUUAUUCCUUGUAUAAAUCCUUACAACUCGGCCCACUACAUCAAACUGGUGUAGUGAUUCAACUACACCAGUUAAAAUGGUUGUAGAAAAGUGGUGAAAAGUACGAGUAUCGUCUCCACAGGGACGGACAAAAGGGAAAUAAAGAUUAACUAAACUUUAGCGAUUAAACAGAAAUAAAUAAAUUAAAAUGCGAUGUUCGAGAUUUGAUUGAUUGAAUUAAAAUUAAAACUAAUGCUAAUGAGCGAUAAAAAUAAAAGAUUGGUUUCUUCUCAAUUAACGACGAAGGGAACAGGGAUUGAUUCCGGGGUAACCAGAUUUCUGGCAGAUCAGGCCUAAUUACAUGAAUUUAAUUUAAUUGAGCCUAGCUAAUCAUUACUAAGUUCUUACCGCUCUCGCGGCGUAGAGUACAAUAAUUUAGGAGACCAGGCUGAUCUCUCAUGCGACAGGAUCCUAAAUUAUUGCCAAGACGAGCGAGCUUACGGCCCCUUAAUCGCUACUAAUCUCUUAGUGAACGAUUAAGUGUGUGUGAAUGUGUCCUAGAACAAAUUAGAUCUCUCUUAAUUCAUUCUACAUGCAAUUGUAAUUCUAGCUGCAGUCUAGGUUACAAGAUAUACCAAUUAAAUUAUUCAAACACAAAUUAAACGGCAUUCAUGCAAUUAAACCGACAAGAAUCUAGCCAUCAAUCAUGAUUAACCCCUUCAUCAACCCCAAAUCCCUAAUUAAACUACUCACAAUUCAUAAUUGAAGAAUCAACAGAAUUGGGAUGAAUAGAAAUAAUUGUCAUUAAUUAAAAAGAUGAACUUACAAAUAAUCCCAGGGUCUUGGAAGAAAAUAGCGUAAAAACGGUGUUAAAUUCGUCCCUAGGCCUCUCCGUAAUGUUCGUAACCACCAAAAGUGAGUAUGGAGGCCUUAUUUAUAGAAAACAAUGAAUUCAGGUCGAAUUAGGACAAAUCGCGGCCAGGCACGGUGUCAGGCACGGCGUGCCUGCGACCGUGCCUACGGAAGAAGGCCGAAUUUCGCAUCCAGGCACGGCGUGCCUAGCUUCCAGGCACGACCGUGCCUGGCCUCCAGUAGCUCGGUUCCUCGAAAUAUGCCAGGCACGGCGUGCCUAGCUCUAUUCUUCACUUUUCCUUCGUUUUCUUGCUCCGAAUGCUCCCGAAUGCCUACGAGGUCGAUCCAAAUGCUCUUUCUUCACCAGAAUUUCGUCGUGAAUCUCCCGGUGGCCUCCAAAUCUUCCAAAUCUUUCUCGAAUGCCUUCAAAUCCUUCCCGAAUAUCUCUCAAGCACCGAUUGCCGGACUCUAACUUCUUCAAAUCAACUCCAAAUGCAAUGAAACUCGAUCCAACGCCUGUUAAACACAACUUGAGCCAAAAUUGAGACUUGCAACGCCUUAAAGCCAGGAAAAUCAUCAAAAUCCGACCCGCACACGCAUCAAAUGCGUGUCUAAAUACGGAUUUAUCAAUGUGCUAGUAGAAGUAGAAAAUUUGGUUUUCCCUGUUGAUUUCUAUGUUCUUGAAAUGGGGGAUGAUGACCAAACAACACCCAUUCUUUUGGGAAGGCCUUUUCUGAAAACCGCCAAAACAAAAAUUGAUGUGUCUAGUGGUUCAUUAACAAUAGAAUUUGAUAACCAAAAAGUAGAAUUCAACAUCUUUGAUUCUACUAAAAAACAAAUUAAAAAUCAAUCUCUUUGUUCUUUAAACGUUUUUGAACCACCAACACUGAAUAUUUUUGUUGAGGAAGAACCCAAAAAAUCUAUUUUGAAGGGAAAACCACCUACUAUUGAGGUGGUAACUAGGAAGAAAGUUCGGCCUAACUGGAAAAGGCCGAAAACUAAAAUUGAAACAUGGCCAAACAGGGCCUUGAAGCAGGAAAAAAGGGAUGUUCACGAUCCCACUUAAAACAUAAAAUAAAAUAAAAAUAACGUCGUGCCGCGACAUUAAAUCAAGCGCUUCUUGGGAGGCAACCCAAGUUUGUAUUUUAAUCAUUUUCAUUUUUGUGUGUGUGAGAAAACCCUUUCAAAAAAAAACACAUACCCGCCCUACGCCCGGCCGAGGCAGGCUGAAAAAAUCUUAACACAACAUUUCUACCCGACCGGGUCUCCCGAAUACCCGACCGAGUCAUCAAAUUUUUGAAACCACUGCUUUGGCUGGAAACAUAAAUGCGACCGGGCAACAUAAUUUUUGCAAAACCCGACCCCUGGAACAAAACACCCGACCGGGUCACUUCAUUAUACCCGGCCGAGUGAUUUGAAAUAAACCUACUGGACAAGAAAAAUGGUAACACCCGAACAGGUAACCUACAACACCCGGCCGGGCGAAUUGGCGAAAAACUAACUGGAUAAGAAAAAUGGUAACGCCCGACCGGGUCAGAUCCAACACCCGGCCGGGUGAUCGGGUAAAAUCCCCAUAUGGGGCGGGUGAAGACCCUCCUUCCCCAUUUCUCUUCUUCCUCCAUCGAACCAACCCCCCAAAUUCCUCCAUUGUUAAGCACCAAAAGCUUCGUUUCUCCCUUAUUUUUCACCCAAAACCCACCAAAAAUCCAAAGUUCCAAAUCCCACCAUACUCAAGUCCGAAAAUACCAAGAAAAAUUCCAAAAAUCAACUUUCAUGGCUCCAAAGAAAUCAAAAGCCUCCACUUCAAGGGAUAACAGAGCAAUUGAACCCGUCCCCGGAUUUGAAAGUGUGGAAUUUGACACGGAGGUCCACAAAAAGAGCUUCAUUAAGCAAAUCAAACGGGAGGUAAAACAAUCCCGUUUUAUAUGCAUUACUACGCUAUUGUCAUUCAUGCUUGAUGCGAUUAUGCGUGAGAUUUUCACCAACAUUGGGAUGCUUAGGAUAUUUGAGAUGCAAUAUGUUACCUACCCACAUUUGGUGUAUGAGUUCUUUAGUUCAUUUAAGCAAAUAGCGAAUGUGGAAAAUCAUGCUGAGAGUAGCAUCACAUUUCGUUGGUUGAAUGAAAACCGUUCAUUGACCAAGCGGGAGUUUGCCCAACACUUUGGACUCCCCUUGUUCAAUGAAGAACGUGAAUACGACACUUUUGUGGGUGUGGAAAUGUGGCAAAGGAUGAUAGGUCAGGUGGAUGUGGAGCUCAGACACCUUAGUGUGAAUCGUGUACAACAUCCGGUCUUCCGAAUUUUCUUGAAAUUUUUAUCAAACUGUUUUCUUGGAAGACCGAAUAACCAUCACACAAGGGUAUGGGAUGUUUGUAUUCUUGGACAAGCUGUUUUGCCAGGUCCGGAUCACGUGGAUGUUGCCUCCAUCCUAUGGGAUCACUUCGAGACAGUGGCAACUUCCACGGAAACUAUUAGGGUAGGGGGUUUGAUUACACAUUUAGCCACACUCUAUGGCUUUGUAGACCCAGGCCCCAUUACCUCAGCACAGCUUGUUUGCACAUCAUGGCUCCUUAAAAAUACCAAAGAUAUUGUUUUUUCCCAUAAAACACCCGGUGGGGUAGAUAUCUACAAUUGGUUAAUUGAUCCACCACAUCCUAUUUACACACAAAUACCCUCAGCCGACCUCCCUUUAGACCUUCUUAAUCACCAAAUUGGUGAUGGACACCACUAUUGUCUCCCUGGAAGAAUACCACUCCACUACCAACAAGAACAACACCAUCAAGAACAACCCCAACAAGAACAGCCUGCGCAUGAACCACCACCCCUCAUCCUUGAACAACCUCAACCACAACCCAAUGCUCACCAAUACUCACCAUUUGAGCAAGAAAUGCUAAAUAGCAUGAAUGCUCUAAACCUUAACUACACUCAACUUCGGGGGGAAGUUGUUUUGUACUGAACUGAGCAAAGGCAGAACUAUGAGAGGAUCGAGGAGCAAAGGCAAGCGGAUUGGCGGAGAUACAAAGAAGAUCGGCGGAGAGAUCAGGAGGACCAGAGGAGGACUUUUGGCCCUAUCUACUCCUAUGUAGCACAUCAGGGCGACUUUGCCGCUAUGACUACUCCUCCUCCGGCACCCUCAUGGUAUAACCCCACUGAAUGGGGUUAUUUUGGCGGUUCGAGCUCUAGUGGUGGAGGCGGGGAUGACGGCUACGGUGGUGAUCACAUGGAUGAGGAUGCACACUUUGGGGGCUACCAGGGCUAUGGAGGAUUCUAUGAUGGCGGAGAUGCGGGCGGGCACUAGGGACUGUGGCAUGGACUAGCGGUGGGGGAGAUCUGUCCGGAUCCUAAGGGUGGUUACUAAAGAAAGUUCAUUGCAUGAGGAAAAAGAAUUUGAAGACCCCUUGAUGUAUUCUUUUUAUGUUGGGGAUACUUUGUGAUUAUCUUGGUUCUAAAAAACACUUUGUGAUGGUUGAUGAUCUUAUCAUUUGAGGAUUUUUUUUUUGGAUUGCAUUUACUCGAGACGAGUAAAGAUUCAAGUGUGGGGGUAUUUGAUAUGCACUAGUUUGUAGUGCAUAAAUGUAUGUUUUUAUAUUUAUUCUGUGUGGAUUGUUUACCAUUUUUAGUUAGUUUGUGAGCACUUGUUUUGUCGUGUUUGUAAAUGUUUGUAGCUUCCAUUUAUAGUUGUAAAAUAGUGUUAGAGCUUUUUGGCAAGGAAAAAGGAGAAAAGUCAACAGGAAUGCUGCCCAAGAAGAUCCACCUGACCGGGUAGAAAUCUUCACCCGGUCGGGUCUGAUUUGAAAUCAGAACCUCACAGGAAAGAGCUAGACCCGGUCGGGUCAAGUAAUUCACCCGGUCGGGUCAGAUGUGACCCGGGACAUUUUAACGUGUUAAAACACAAGAACUUGGAAGAUUAUCUGAUUUAGACAUGCACCCGGUCGGGUGGGCACUUGACCCGGUCGGGUACCCGGCCAAAGGUGUUGAAAAACACCUAUAAAUAGCCCCAUUUUCCUUCACAAAUAAUCAUCCCUUCUUCCAUACUCUUAAGCUCAGUUUAGAAUAGUAUUUCUUUUAUAUUUUUAUAGCAUGUUUAGUCUCCAAAUGAGGAGCUAAACUCUUCCAUCUUGGUUUUGCUACUUUGAAGCUUAAUGAAUUUGUAAGUUGUGAGUUAUUCUCUUUAAUCUUCUUCCUUGAAUAUUAAUUCUUCCUUUAAAUACUAUCUCUAUAUCAAUGUUGGGGAGUGUUACUAAGAUGACAAUUAGUUAACAUCUUGACAUUAGUUAUAGCAAUAGCUAUUUCUUACUCUAUGUUAAUAUUGGGGAGUGUUACUAAGAUGACAAUUAGUUAACAUCUUGAUAUUAACUAUAGUAGGAUUCAUCUUCUUUAAUAUUCUUCCUUGAUUAUUAAUUAAUUCCUAUUCAUAUUUCAUAUUAAUAUUUUGAACAUUACUUAAAGGAUCAACUAGUUUUGUUCCAUAUAUUAAUUAUUACUAGAAUCAAUCGGUUAAUACGCUUGUUAUUAAUUCGGUUCUUUCAAUGGUAGUAAACUUGGG
Messenger RNA from Cuscuta epithymum, 9133 nucleotides. The record is from the annotation of a GenBank genome assembly. NCBI's taxonomy places the organism in Eukaryota, Viridiplantae, Streptophyta, Magnoliopsida, Solanales, Convolvulaceae.